Molecule: messenger RNA, 695 nt
Organism: Serpula lacrymans var. lacrymans S7.9
Lineage: Eukaryota; Fungi; Basidiomycota; Agaricomycetes; Boletales; Serpulaceae
Exons: 4
Coding region: 124-465 (113 amino acids)
Biological process (GO): transcription initiation at RNA polymerase II promoter; RNA polymerase II preinitiation complex assembly
Cellular component (GO): transcription factor TFIIA complex
Molecular function (GO): TBP-class protein binding; RNA polymerase II general transcription initiation factor activity
Source: RefSeq, a predicted model, not a curated record
GGGCACGUGAUUUCUUCUUACUCAUCCACUUUCUGCCACUCCCUGAGCUUGCGUCUCUUGCAAGCUGCAGCGUUGUAGCCACUUGACAAGAUCCAGGUCUAAAGCUCUCAUCACGUUUCGAACAUGGCAGCCGCAUAUUACGAGUUUUACCGUGGAUCUUCGAUUGGUAUGGCCCUCACAGAUUCGCUGGACGAACUCAUCACCAGUGGUGCAAUUACACCGCAGCUAGCUAUGAAGGUUCUUCAGCAGUUUGACAAGUCCCUUGCGGAUACGAUGAUUAAGCAGGUGAAGACUAAGACUACACUAAAGGGCCACCUGCAUACGUAUCGAUUAUGUGACGACGUAUGGACGUUCAUUGUCAAGAACCCGUCCUUUAAAAUGGAAUCGAAUGAAAUGGUGUCAGCGCCCAGGAUUAAAAUAAUCGCUUGCAAGAAUGGAGAUGCCGUCGAGGCCGGGAAGAAAUAGUAGUACUGGCAGAGAACAGAUGAAAGGUCCGGGAAUUGGAUUUCCUUGUAUUCUCUCUUGUCCUCUCCCUUUUCGUGUUAUCUUCUUGGAUCGGACUGGCUGUGACCAUAGAUUACAUUGUAUAGAUAUGUAUUGCUCCUUUUGUUCUUGGGGUUGUUAGCGUUACCUGAGAUUCUCUGUUGGCAUAGGGUAAUUUAUGAGGCUUAUAUGAAGAGUCCCCUCACUUUGCA